UCGAGCGCCGAUAGCCUGACGGCAAGCAAACGACCUCUACUUUAGCAUAUGAAAUAUUAACUUUCUCACAAUUUGUUAUAUGUUUUUGUGUUUUCGGUGGCCACGGAAAACCGUUCUAUGCCUAACAUUUAUAGGAUAACGUUUAGGUAACUGUAAAUCCUGUGGUUUAUAGGUUGUUACAUUAGCACAGCCUUGUAUUACAUCAGGUUGAGGUUAAUGCUAGCUGCACCAGCGUUAGCUCAGGGUGUUUCGUCACUGAAACUUCAGAUUGCAUGUGCUGUGUAAGUGUGAUUCUUUUUCCACGCUGAAUAUGAUUAGCUUCGUCUCUGGAAGACGUAUUUUGUCUGGGGUUCCAGUAUGGAGAUGUCUUCAGCAAAUAAACAGGUUACCAAACUACAGCACAAAAACUGUGCUGCUUCACACUCGAGCCUCCUCUGUCUUUAUGUCAUUCAGACCAUCUACCACCAGCAGACUGUUGAACAUCAAACCUGUGAGCUGGCACACAUCACAUCUCUGCCAUGAGGAUUCCAGAGGCAAAUCAGAGAGAAGUGACAGCAAAGAGGGUUUCAGUUUAAGAGCCCUCGCCAAGGCUCCCAAACCAGCUCUGUACCUGGGAUUUUCUGGUCUCAUCCCCUUUAUCUCUGCCCCUUUUCUCAUGGCUGCCACACAAUCUUUCCACCCUGAAGUGGCAUAUGCUCAAGUGGUGUACGGAGCUUCUAUAGUGUCGUUCCUGGGAGGUGCCCGUUGGGGGUUUGCCAUCCCAGCUGGUAGUCCCGCACAGCCAGACUGGAUGAAUUUGGGUAACAGUGUGGUGCCGUCGCUUCUGGCCUGGCUGGCGUUGCUCUGCAGGGACAACAUAGCUGAAGGAGCUCUAGUUGUUGUAAUGGGACUGGGCCUGUCACUGCAUUACGACCUGACUCUUCUGCCUGGCUACCCUGCCUGGUUCAAAGCCAUGCGAACUGUUCUCACUCUGGUUGCCACCUUUUCUCUGGUGGCCAUGUUGGUGCUUAAAAAGCUCUGUCCAGAGAAGAAGUUCAUAGAGACUUAGAAGUGAUUUUAAGAGGAUAGUUUGUCUCUUUAACUGCAUGAACAUAAGAAUGGAAAACAUCAGGUGAACAUCUGCAGACAGUCGUUGUGGUGCUACAGUUGAAUGAGCCAAUUUUGCUCUUAUGUAAAUAAUACAUAAUAAUUUGAAAAUAAAUAGCAGUUGUUUCCUGGGUUGCACAAUA
This is a messenger RNA of Neolamprologus brichardi, 1229 nucleotides long. RefSeq names its product transmembrane protein 69-like. NCBI's taxonomy places the organism in Eukaryota, Metazoa, Chordata, Actinopteri, Cichliformes, Cichlidae. The record is from RefSeq and is a predicted model, not a curated record.